This is a messenger RNA of Linderina pennispora, 3006 nucleotides long. RefSeq lists its product as uncharacterized. Gene Ontology annotation, cellular component: cytoplasm. NCBI's taxonomy places the organism in Eukaryota, Fungi, Kickxellomycota, Kickxellomycetes, Kickxellales, Kickxellaceae. Gene Ontology annotation, biological process: post-transcriptional regulation of gene expression. The record is from RefSeq and is a predicted model, not a curated record. The transcript is spliced from 7 exons. Gene Ontology annotation, molecular function: mRNA binding. Bases 1 to 3006 code for a protein of 1001 amino acids.
AUGAACGGUGGUCUCGGCGAGCCAGCAGCAGCACCUGCACAGGUGGCCGCAGCCCACUCCUCAAGCUCCACAGCCACGUCAUCGGCUGCUGGCACCUCGCAGGCGCAGCAGCCACACGUCAAGCACACAUCGAUAUUUGAGCUUGGCGGCGAGCCGUUCAGCGAGUCAGCGGGCACUUCUGGAUCGUCCUCACGACUCAGUCGCAUCGUCGGCUCAGGGAAUGGCACGGGCGCGCUUCCAUCGACCACGUCGCCGAUCGGCACGCACCCGCUGGGGACGAUUGGGUCACCGCACAACCUGUACGGCGCUGGUGACGGAGGCGGCCCGGCAAAGCGGCAGUCGCAGUCACGUCUGAACAGUAACAAUGGGCCGGGAAUGCUUGACACACGGCCCAGCAUGUUUGACGCAAUCCAGUCGCAGCAAGCAUCGCCCAACGGGACGACAGCCCAGGCGGGAUUCGGUGACUUUUCGUUUGUGAAGUCCCUGCCAGUGUCACGUCGUAACUCGCGAGAGUUCCAGAACCUGUGGCAGGAGCUCGAGGGCUUCAGCAUCAACGACAGUGCGCCACAUCCGGUGGACCUGGCCAGCAGGCUGUCGGGAUUUGAUGGCAGCUCGAUUGCGGCCCGCAACAGCUCGGGCGCCUUCCGCAACGCCACCGGCGGUCCGAUGGCGCUGGGCGCCAGCCCUAAGCUCCCGCACGGCCUCCUUGACGACGACAUGCUAGCAACGCACUCGUCGAGCGCACUCAAGGACUCGGGUGCACGUGGCUCGGCUCCACCAUUGUCCAACAGUGCACUGGGUAACGGAAACACGGUCGGUAGCAGCAGCAUUGACCUGACGCAGCCGGGCAUGCAGCAACUUGCAGGAGGCAGCACGUUUGGCGUGGGAGGCCGCCCGAACUAUUCCGUGGGCUACCCGCAUGACACGUCCUCGCAUCUGCCGAACCUAGGCAACGUCACCGCGGCGCUCGACAGCCUGGGUCAGCAGCGGUCGAACAAAACCGACAUUCUGCUGGGCGAGGGCGGUCCAUCGCGCGACAACCGGCUGUACGACGCCAACCGCGGUGUGAACCUGAUUCGCAAUGCCAGCACGCCAGUGCUCAACGCGAAGCAGUACCAGGUCAGACAGUCGGUUGAUGAGCUAGCGCUGCUGCAGGGCCAGACUCGCAAUGGCGCUGGAUACCCGAAUGACAUCACCCCUGGUAUGGCGCCAGGUGGGUAUGACAUGUCGGGAUUUGGCUACGGCGGGCGGCUGCAGGGGUCGGGUCUUCAGCUUAACCAGGUCGUCGAGGCUGCUGCAGGCUACGGUGUGUCUGGAAACAGCCGGAUGCAGGGGGGCUACCAAUACCUUGUCGGUGCCUCUGGUAUGAUAGGAGGUGUCAACGGUGGCCGCAACCCAGCGUUCGUUGGUGGUACCCCCUCCGGUACUGCCACUCCGCUGAUGAACGGCUACAACAUGCAGACACCGCUUGGAAUGGGUGCCGCUGGCGCGUACGCUGGGGCCAUUGGGCCUCAGUCGGCGCAGUCGAGCGUUCCGCAGACGCCUUACCCGCACCACCAGAUGUCGUCGCACAUUCAUCUGCAUCCCCAGCAACAGCAGCAACAACAGCAGCAGCAGCAGCCCUCUCAGGACCGCCAGCCUGGCCAGCACCACCCCACCUUCAUGGCAAAGCAGCACCGCAAGCCCGAGAGCGAGGUGAACCGGUUCGCCAACACGACCCUCGAGGAGCUCAAGGACAACAUCUUCACGGUGUGCAAGGACCAGCAUGGCUGCCGGUUCCUGCAGAAGAAGCUUGAGGAUGGGCAAGAGAGCCACGUGCGCAUGAUCUUUGAGGAGGUGUCGCCGCACUUUUCGGGGCUGAUGACCGAUCCGUUUGGGAAACUACCUCCGCAGCGCACGCAGAUUGUAACCAGCGUAGCACCGGAGCUCUACCUGUCGAACCAGGAGCAAAUUGACGCCAUUAUCGAGGCGCUGCGCAACAGCUGCCUGAACCGGCUCUCGAAGAAAGACAACCAGUUCAUCUACGACUCGGUCGCAGCCAACUGCAACGAGGUUGGCGACGCAUCGCCACGGCUGCUGCGUUCGGCAGCGCAGAAGGCGCAGCUGGUGAAGGAGGUGAUUGCUAAUGCGCUGACGCUGGUGCAAGACCCGUUCGGCAACUACGUCGUGCAGUAUGUGCUUGAUCUGAACAAUACCGAAUUCUCGGAGCCUCUGAUCAAAAAGUUCAUCGGCCACAUCUGCGGCCUGUCGGUGCAAAAGUUUUCGUCCAACGUCAUGGAGAAGUGCAUCCGAUUGGCCAGCACCUCGACGCGCCGCGCGUUGGUCGCGCCGAUUCUGCAGCGCGACAAGCUCGACACGCUGAUGCGCGACUCGUACGGCAACUAUGUUGUGCAGACUGCGCUGGACUUUGCCGACCCGCAGCAGCGCAUGGAGAUUAUCGACGCCAUCCGUCCGCUGCUUCCCACCAUUCGGCAUACGCCCUAUGGGAAGCGCAUCUACACAAAGCUGCAGCGCGACGGAUUUGUGUCAGCUGUGCCUAGCGCUGCCGGCAGCCGCCACGCGUCGCCGACGCUCGGCCCUUCGAUCGCCUCCCACUCAGCAGCUGCCAUCGCCUCGAUGCCGCUGUACUCGCCAGCCGCCGGGCAUGCUCCUGUGAAUGGCGGGCCGAUGGCUGCAAUUGGGUCGGCGGUCAGCCGCGGCGUCAGCCCCAUCGGCAACCUGGGCCACCACCAGUCGAUAUCGCAGUCGCGCAUGUACAUGCCGGCCGGGGGAAUUGCCCCGCUUGACCACCCCAGUAACUACCACCAGCCGGGAAUGUAUGGCAGCGGAUACAAGGUAGGCCACCCGGUGGAUGCCAACGUGGUGCACAUGUACCAGCCGACUGGCCACAUAAUGUCUCCGCCUGCUUCUGGUACUCCGUAUGAGCGUCCACCCGUGACCUCGCCCAACUCGUCGUCGUCGGUUUCGGUGGCCAUAAACGGGCCAGCGUCAAAGCACAAAAACUAA